This is a messenger RNA of Aedes aegypti (yellow fever mosquito), 1536 nucleotides long. RefSeq names its product glycolipid transfer protein. Gene Ontology annotation, molecular function: ceramide 1-phosphate transfer activity; ceramide 1-phosphate binding. Lineage: Eukaryota; Metazoa; Arthropoda; Insecta; Diptera; Culicidae. The transcript is spliced from 4 exons. Gene Ontology annotation, biological process: ceramide transport; intermembrane lipid transfer. The coding region runs from base 420 to 1046 and encodes 208 amino acids. Gene Ontology annotation, cellular component: membrane; cytoplasm; cytosol. The record is from RefSeq and is a predicted model, not a curated record.
CUUUCACCAACUUUGCCGCAUCAACGCCCAGCUUGCGCCAGUGUGACAAAAACGAAAAAAAGUGCCUCUUUUACCUACACCUAACAGCACCGUGUUGACUUACCAGCCCAUCACUGACUGAUAUGGCAAACAGAUAAGUGUCCCAUGCGAUAAACUAAUAUCAGUGAUUUGCAGAAGCCUUACGACCGAGGCUGAUAAAAUGUGCUGAUUGGUGAUACGUACAUACUCUCUGGCUGUGAGGAUGGGUUAACCGGCUGGAAUCGAGAAUGAAUCAUGACUUGUGGCAAUCAGUGAGGUGCUGCCAUCGAGAGUGGUUCGUUUCCGUAGUUUCCUGACAUCAGGUGUUUCCACAUUGAAGGUAAUAAGUGCUAACACAGUCUCUUCGUGACAUCAUCAACACCUGGACGCUCCCACCAACCAUGAGUGAAACGGAAGCCAAGAUAGAUUUUUCAAAGUUGAAGCAUUUUCCUGAGACAGACACUCAAAAUAACAACAAUAAAAUAAUCACCAAAGCGUUCCUCGACUCAGCGUAUCAAGUGGUUGAAAGUAUAGAAUCGUUUGGGCGCCUAUUCUCACCAAUAGUGAAGGACAUGAGAGGCAAUGUUAAGCGACUGGAAGCCAAAUACAAGGAAAAUGAACAAGUAUUCUGUUAUCUCGAAGACCUCAUUCUGCUGGACAAGGAUGGAAACGAAAACACUUUCGAUUCGGUGACAGAGGGACUUUUGUGGCUGAAACGUGCUCUGGAAAUGAUUGAAAUGUUCUUCAGAAACAUGCUCGAGGACGAAAGCCGCAGCGACAACGUGAAACAUCAUCUGAAGCAGGCAUACGAUAGCACGUUAUUGCCUUACCACGGCUUCUUGGCGCAGAAGGGAUUUCAGUUUUUGCAUCACUAUGUUCCCACGAGAACGACGCUUCUUGGUCCAGAGGAAGGUAAUCAGGACAAUGUUAUCGCAUUGAAAAACUUUUUGGUGACAUUCCGAGCAAAUUUGGAUCACUUGAACAACUUUUUCGAAGAUAAUAAGUUAAACAGAACCUACAAAGUCUAGUCUCAUCGGUUUGUUACACAUAGUAGAACCUUAACAUUUUUAUUAGCUUAUAACGGAAAUAUUACUGCCCAUAGCUUGUCUUGUUCGAGGGUUGUCCAUAUCAUAGCAAGCUUUUUCGGCCUGGAAUUGUUGACGUCGAAAUCGGGAAGCUCUGCGAAUUGCAGUGAAACUAGAUAUAAUCUGUAGCAGCAACAACAUACAUUGAAUUGCCUGCAAAACAGUACUAGUUCUGUAUUUUAAAAUUUGCUCACUGGUCAUCAGAUAUAUUUGCAAUGGAGUUUGUAUAAAAACUGACAAUAUCCAAAAGCCUGCAAAAUCUGGAAUCUGGAAGGAAAGGACAUAAUGGAACUAGUAUGUAUAUAGGAACUUGAAGAAUAUCACCUUGUCUAGAAGAUUUCCGGAAUACCCAAGAUACAAUCGAAGACAUUCUAUUGGAGCAGCAAUGACUAAAGACAAUAUCGAUAAAACACGGUGAAUAGUUGAUAAGUUC